Molecule: messenger RNA, 1533 nt
Organism: Dissoconium aciculare CBS 342.82
Lineage: Eukaryota; Fungi; Ascomycota; Dothideomycetes; Mycosphaerellales; Dissoconiaceae
Product: hydrolase, alpha/beta fold family
Exons: 3
Coding region: 87-1484 (465 amino acids)
Biological process (GO): medium-chain fatty acid biosynthetic process; medium-chain fatty acid catabolic process
Molecular function (GO): monoacylglycerol lipase activity; acetylesterase activity
Source: RefSeq, a predicted model, not a curated record
AAAUGUCUCGCGGAGCCAUUGAUCGUGCGCAAGGCAGCUCCAAUUUUGAUAUACAGAUAUAAUAGACAUAAAAGGUCCUAGCAAACAUGUCUGGACUCUCGUCGUAUCUUACAGGCGAGCGCACUAUCACCUACACCCAUUCGGAAGAGCCCUUAGUCCUUCCCACUUAUGAUGGUCCAAAGCGUGCUCUACCGGAGAUCUGCAAAGAUGUCAUUCCGCCUUGCUUCUUGAAUCCCCUCUUGAACAAUGGUCACCUCCAAACAGCCUGGACGUCCGUCAAAGACAAAGGCCCUCAGAUUCACUACAAACGUCGUGUGCUCGCCGCCGAAGAUGAGGCGUUCAAGGGUCACUUCACCGUGGACUUGGUCGUUGCGCCACCUCCUGCGAAGACUGAUGCCAGAGCCGAGGACGGCGGUGUCGAAGACAAAGGUCUCCGUGAAGAUCCUGUCGGCGUUGGCCACACGAGACUUCCUCCUCGAACGACAUACUUCACAGACAAGGAAUUCGAGAACAUCGGCACCGAUGACACCAAGCCUCUUCUGAUCACCCUUCACGGGUUGAGCGGUGGAUCAUACGAGAACUACCUUCGUUAUGUCUUGGAUCCUCUGGUUGCGGUCACCGAGGAAGGCAAGAAGGCAGGCGGUCUUUCGGGAGGUGACUGGGAAGCCUUAGUCGUGAACAGCCGUGGCUGUGCUGGCUCGAAGAUCACGACGAGCAUCCUUUACAACGCUCGCGCCACUUGGGACUGUCGACAGGUUGUCAACUGGGCACGUAAGACCUGGCCGAACCGGCCACUCUUCGGCAUUGGCUACUCGCUUGGUGCUAAUAUCAUCACAAAUUAUCUUGGCGAGGAAGGCUCAAACUGCCCGCUCUCCGCUGCAAUCAUCGUCAGUAACCCAUGGAACUUGGAAGUCAGCUCGCUGAACCUGAAGCGGACCUGGAUUGGCUCUGAAAUUUACGGCAAGGCUAUGGGUGGGCACAUGCGUGCCCUCUUCGACAUUCAUGAGGAACAAAUCACCAAGAACAAACUUCUCAAGACCGAACGGAUACAUAAGUUGAAGUACCUAUGGGAUUUCGAUCGAGAAGUUCAGUGCGCUGCGUGGAAUUAUCCUACGGUAGGCGCCUACUACCGCGAUGCUAGCAGCAUCAGUGCCGUGCUCAACAUCAAGAUUCCUGUGCUCGCGCUGCACGCACAAGAUGACCCGAUCGCUUGUGACGAAGGGGUUCCGUACGAAGAGAUCCGCAAGAACCCGUAUAUUGUGAUGUGUGCCACGGGUGGAGGUGGGCAUCUCGGCUGGUUUGAAUAUGGUGGUGGACGUUGGCAUCGUAAGCCGACUAUGGCUUUCCUCAAUGCCAUGUGGAAACAGGUCGACUUCAGCAAAAUUGAAGCACCUGAGGAGCACAAGGGCCCUCAUGGUGGCUUCGAGGCGCCGUUCGUCUACCAGCCCAUGCGCCGUCCUUUGCAUGUGGUUUCGAAGGAGUGAUUGACUGUGGCGGAGCAUCCUCACUAUUGUGAUGCGGAGAUUUUCGUUC